AUGCUCCGCCUCCGGGGCUGCAUCCUCCCCCGCCUCCUCUCACCUCCCGCCACCCCCCUCCACCGCCUCCUCUCCGCGGCCGUUUCUCCGAGCCCUCCUAGCUUCGCCGUGGAGGAGUACCUCGUCGCCACCUGCGGCCUCACCCCAGCGCAGGCCCGCAAGGCCUCCCCCAAGCUCUCCCACCUCAAGUCCCCAGCCAACCCCGACGCCGUCCUCGCCUUCCUCGCCGGCCUUGGCCUCUCCGGCGCCGACCUCGCCACCGCCAUCCGCAAGGAUCCCAGGUUGCUCUGCGCGGGCGUGGAGACAACCCUGGCCCCCAAUGUCGCGGAGCUCACCGGCCUGGGUCUCUCGCGUUCUGAGAUCGCGCGCCUCGUCUCGAUCACCGGCACCAGUUUCCGCUGCAAAUCCAUCGUCUCUGGACUGCACUACUGCUUGCCCCUCUUCGGCUCCUCAGAGAACCUCCUUCGGGCCCUAAAGAGUGGCUCCAUUCUCUCGUCCGACCUCGAGCGAGUGGUCAAGCCCAAUGUCGCCUUCCUGCGGGAGUGUGGCCUGGCUACUUGUGAUAUUGCCAGGCUCUGCAUACCUAUGCCAUCGCUGCUCAGCAUCAGCACGGAACGCAUCCAGACAGCAGUGGCGUGCGUCGAAGGUCUUGGUGUACCCCGUGGAUCUCCAAUGUUCAGACAUGCACUACAAGCUGUUGCAUUCCUCAGCCAGGAGAAAAUCACCGCCAAAGUGGAGCACUUGAAGAAAGCGUUCAGGUGGUCGGAUGCCGAGGUGGGCAUUGCCGUUUCUAAGGCUCCAACGUUGCUGACGAGGACCAAGGAAUCGCUGCGGCGCAGGUCUGAGUUCCUCAUCUAUGAGGUGUGGUUGGAACCGGCAUAUAUUGCUUAUCGUCCGGCAAUGCUCACUUACAGCUUGGAGGGCCGGCUCAGGCCCCGGUACUACGUCGUCAGAUUUCUCAAGGAAAAUGGAUUGCUAGAUCACGACCGGGAUUACUAUGCUGCAGUCAUGAUCAGCGAGAAGGUAUUCGUCCAGAAGUUUAUAUGCCCUCAUAAGGAUGCUGCACCGCAUCUCGCUCAAGAUUAUGCAACAGCUUGCAGAGGGGAGGUUCCAGCUAGAUUCAGUUUUACAUGAACCAAGACUAAUAAGAAAAUUGGUAUGUUCAUUAUGUCAUUCGGUAGAGAAGAAAAAGCAUUGCACUGCUAUGAACUUGUCCUUCCUCGUGUUGUCAUAUUGCACACAUCUUGGAACUAGGAGAGUAUGAGAUCAGGGCAUUCUGCCAAUUUCUUUGAAGUAUCAAUGAGUAGUAUUUCUGCACACUCUGUAUCUUUGUGUUCUAAAAUGGCCAUUGCAGUUUUCAAUGCAAUCCUCCAUCUGCCUUUCAUGAAAAAAUGUUCUUAUUUUGGCCAUGAAGAUGACAUGAAGUCUCGAAAUUCCUGGGAGUAGUGUUUCUGUUUCUGACUAGUAGUUUGUAUCAGCUUUCGUUUAUUUAUCUCUUGUAGUUUUGGAUGGCCUUCUGAGUGAUACUUUUCUAGGGGAAUCUGAUCUCGAAACUGAAUAGUUGAGUAGUAGGCUAGUUGCAUUUUUGUUGAAAGCCUACUUGUAUAUCACUAUGUAAACAGAAAUUUCUAAUGCCCUGGUAUUUGUACUGGAGAAGCAAAUUGAUGCUUGUAUUGCAUAGUGCUGAAAAACAGAGGACAUACUUAAGUUAUGGUAACCUUAAAAAGGGUUAUGGCAUUACCAUGUAAAUUUCUGCUAUAUCUUUUAGCUAAUUUUAUUAUUCCGUAAUCGCACUAUCUAUAUUGAUCGCGAGGGCACAUUUAUCCCUUAGCAUAUUUGUUUAGUGUAGUAUAGUGGGUCUUGUGUACCGUCUUUUUUGUAAAUUUCUAUCUAGAAAGUCAGUAGGAAAAGGGAAAAGGCCGGAUGGGACCAUGUAGUCUGGAAUCUUGCAGAAUUUCAAAUAUAGGAAUUACUACGUACCUCAGUCUACGAAGCAACCUGUGAGGAUGGUGCACAUUUGUUUGUCCCUGAUGUGAGGCUGUGGAAGUUGGAAGAAAUGUGAUCUCUGGUGUGUGCGUGCAGUAAGGCAAAGGAGUGGUCCAUGCUAUACUGGCCAAGAGAUGUGAUUUGAAGAUCAUCUGCGUGUCCCUUUCUGUUGUGCUUGUUGAAAUUAUAGAAACAAGAUGAAUGAAAUGCAGGCGAGGGGAACAGGUUGAUCAAUGAAGCAGGUGAGAAGACGUGGAGGUUUUCUCAAGCAAAAAGUGGCUGCUCCACAGGAGCAUACUGAUUUACUGAAUGUGGAUUGUGCAUAUCUCCGAGUUGGGACUGGAACCAGCAUACAUUGCUCACCGACUAAUAAUGCUCACUUACAGUCUAGAGGGCCGGUUCAGGCCCCGGUACUACGUCGUCAGAUUUCUCAAGGAAAAUGGAUUGCUAGAUCACGACCGGGACUACUAUGCUGCAGUCAUGAUCAGCGAGGAGGUAUUCGUCGAGAAGUUCAUAUGCCCUCAUAAGGAUGCUGCAUCGCAUCUCGCUCAAGAUUAUGCAACAGCUUGCAGAGGGGAGGUUCCAGCUAGAUUCAGUUUUUACAUGAACCAAGACUAAUAAGAAAAUUGGUAUGUUCAUUAUGUCAUUCGGUAGAGAAGAAAGCAUUGCACUUCUAUGAACUUGUCCUUCCUCGUGUUGUCGUAUUGCACACA
This is a messenger RNA of Triticum dicoccoides, 2699 nucleotides long. RefSeq lists its product as uncharacterized. Gene Ontology annotation, molecular function: double-stranded DNA binding. NCBI's taxonomy places the organism in Eukaryota, Viridiplantae, Streptophyta, Magnoliopsida, Poales, Poaceae. The record is from RefSeq and is a predicted model, not a curated record. The coding region runs from base 1 to 1134 and encodes 377 amino acids. Gene Ontology annotation, biological process: regulation of DNA-templated transcription. The transcript has a single exon.